AUGGAAGCAUCAAAGGUGAUAGAUACUCCCAUUGCUACUGCCACUCGACUGGACAUGGGUGAAACUGGAUCUCCUAUGAAUCAAACCAUGUAUAGAGGCAUUAUUGGGUCUCUCCUCUAUCUCACUGCCAGCAGACGUGAUAUUGUUUUUAGUGUGGGGCUGUGUGCAAGGUUUCAAUCAAAUCCCAAGGAAUCUCACUUGAAGGUUGCCAAAAGAAUACUAAGAUAUCUCAAAGGAACACAGGACCUGGUGUUGUAUUAUCCGUCAGAUGAUAGUUUUAAUCGGAUUAGGUAUGCUGAUGCAGAUUAUGCAGGUUAUCUUGUGGACAGGAAAAACACUUCGGGAAUGACUCACUUCUUAGGUCCAUGUCUUAUCUCUUGGAGAACAAGGAAGCAAAAUUCAGUGGCUCUUUCAACAGCUGAAACUGAAUAUGUAGCUGCAACAUCCUGCUGUACUCAGCUUUUAUGGAUUAAGCAACAACUGGAGGACUUUGGGGUACUCACUGAGAGUGUGCCCCUUCUAUGUGUGAACACGCAUGAUGAAUAUAGAAGCUGUAGAUGCAGUGCAUGA
Messenger RNA from Nicotiana tabacum (common tobacco), 570 nucleotides. Its product is annotated as secreted RxLR effector protein 161-like. Lineage: Eukaryota; Viridiplantae; Streptophyta; Magnoliopsida; Solanales; Solanaceae. The record is from RefSeq and is a predicted model, not a curated record.